AUGCAGGACGAAUUAAAUUCCGGCAGCACUUCUGACACAUCGGUGUCAUCUUCUUCCUCUUCAGUCACCUCCACCAUCUCUUCCGUCUCUUCCACCAAUACUUCUGCCACAAUAGCAACAGACUCUGCACAAACCUCCACCAAGUCUGCAGCAACUGCCGGCGCGGAACCCGCAUCCACGGCACCAGUCAACCCCACACAACCCAAGAAGACGAGGUCUCAGAGCCCCGGUGCUGUUCAGAGGCGGAGGAUCCAGAACAGGAUCGCACAACGAAACCAUCGGCAAAAAGUAAAGGAGAGAGUAGCAGAGGAGAAGGACCGCCUGGCACGGGAGCAGGCUGCAGAGCAAGCCGCCCACCACGCACACUUCGGUCUUUCCAGUCGAAGCAGCAGUGCAGGUAGCGUGAGCAGCAACAGCUCUAUCACAAAUUACCCGAUACACCACCUGCACCCCACUGGUGGCUUCCCUCAUAACCAACACCACCACUCCGGCAAUCUCUCUCAGUCGCCAAUCCAAGUUUCGGCUGCCCGUUUGCAACCACCAGGCACCAUGAAUGCCUUUGGGGAUGACAUGAACAAGAGUUGGGUCCCUGACCCGACCUUGCUGCCGACACCGGACGGUGACCUGGCAGCUUUCGCAAACGAGUACCUGAACAUGUCCUGCAGCUGCAAUAGCAUGACAGGCCCCUGUGCACAACACCGCGAGGAGAUGCGGGUCCAGUUCAUGAGUUUCAUGUCCUCGCCUCAAAACCAGCAGGGAAUGCACAACCCAAAGAAAAGCUCUUUCGCGACCGGCAUGGAGGAUGUGCUCCUGGAGAAGCUGAUGCAGCCGCCACUGCCGAGCCCUCCGCUGUUUCCAGAGAUGCAGACACCGAUUGACUCCUCGAGGCAGUCCAACGGCGCGUCAGCUUUCCGAAGGGGCACCGUGGGCUCGCAAGGCUCCGGCUCGGCGAGUCCCGGAGAUGCCGCCAACUCAGCCGCCUCAGCCACCAACACAUCUCGGUUCAAGGCCAUCCUCACUUUCGUAAGAGCAGCAGGCUUUCCCGACUUUGACUCGAUGGUCACCAGCUACUACACCUCUACUUUCCAGAAGAAUAGUGUUGCCGAGCUUGCUCAACGCAGUUCGCGUGGUCGCAAGCUAGCCAACGUGCUCGAAAGUCUUCAAGAAUCGUCCUCCAAAUGGACCGUCUGGGAGAGCCGCGGCUACCGCGAGAAGAUUGUCGAAUCCGCUCAGGGCAUGUAUACCCAGGAGCUCGAUCAGGUCAUCAGGAAGUCCCGCAGACGCCAGCAGCAUCAACAGAACGUCAUGCAAGCCGGCCAGGACGUCAUGAUGUUUGAUGGCGAGAUGAACUCGGAAGCAUCUUCCGGAUCUGGCGGUGUCCCUGGGAGCAUUGCCUCUAUGGGAGCCGUCCCCGAGGAGAUGCAGCGCGUAUUUCAGGAUAAUUUACCAAACCUCUGGGCCCUCCUCACGGAGCUUGCUGGCACCAACAACAUGCAGUGUGACAGGGUGGCGCUGGCAUCGCUGUUGCUGCUGUACAAUGCCCGGCAAAACCCAGAUGUUGACGUGGACGAGCUGGUUCCUGACUGGCGCAACCCAGAGGGGCUUGUCGAUGGCAGUUGA
Messenger RNA from Diaporthe citri, 1620 nucleotides. RefSeq lists its product as uncharacterized. Gene Ontology annotation, molecular function: DNA-binding transcription factor activity. Gene Ontology annotation, biological process: regulation of DNA-templated transcription. The transcript has 3 exons. The record is from RefSeq and is a predicted model, not a curated record. The coding region runs from base 1 to 1620 and encodes 539 amino acids. NCBI's taxonomy places the organism in Eukaryota, Fungi, Ascomycota, Sordariomycetes, Diaporthales, Diaporthaceae.